Messenger RNA from Nymphalis io (European peacock), 1177 nucleotides. Its product is annotated as protein YIPF2. Bases 117 to 1001 code for a protein of 294 amino acids. Gene Ontology annotation, biological process: vesicle-mediated transport. The record is from RefSeq and is a predicted model, not a curated record. The transcript has 4 exons. NCBI's taxonomy places the organism in Eukaryota, Metazoa, Arthropoda, Insecta, Lepidoptera, Nymphalidae. Gene Ontology annotation, cellular component: membrane; Golgi apparatus. Gene Ontology annotation, molecular function: small GTPase binding.
UUUGUCUGCUGGUAAAAAGUGACAUUAACUUUUGACUUACAUAGAAUAAAAUUUUGUUUGGAGAAUUAUUUGAAAACAUUCGUAAAUAAUAAAAAUCUUUAAGAUAGAGAGCUAUAAUGGCCAAUAUAAACACUGGACAGUUAUUAAAUUUUCAAGAUUAUUCUCCAGAACAUAAUGAAAGGAGUGCACGAAUCGACGUGGAGGCUGUCCAUACGAAUCAAUAUAAUAAUUCCAUGUCUAAUUCAAGUUAUAGUUAUGAAGAGCCGAAAGCAGCGGAGGAGCCGCAGUCUGCUCCGCAAACCAACCACAACUUUUGGACGAUAGAAUAUUAUCAAAAAUAUUUUGAUGUACACACAAGUGAAGUGGUGGAGCGAAUAAUAUCAUCAGUGUUGCCUCAGAAAGUAUCUCGGAAUUACUUUGAUGAAAGGAUUAAAGGAAAACCAGAUUUGUAUGGGCCAAUUUGGAUAUCUGUUACUCUGAUUUUCACAAUAGCAGUCAGUGGAAAUAUUGCUAAUUACCUACAAAGUAUAAAUAAGGCUGUUAUCUGGAGGUACAACUACCACCUAGUUUCUUAUGCUGCCACUGCCAUCAUCUGCUAUGUCUGGCUGGUUCCCUUGGCUCUGUGGGCUGCUCUAAAGUGGACUACUGUGCCUGAUGGUCAAGAUGAAAUGGAGACACAGACAUCAAGCACACCAACAAUGAUAUCGCUGUUUUGUCUGUACGGAUACUCCCUUUCAAUCUACAUUCCCGUAGCAAUACUUUGGACCAUUCCAAUAUCAUGGCUUCAAUGGCUCUUAGUUCUUAUGGCAGCAUUAGUGUCAGGCGCUGUGCUUAUAUUUUGGCUUCUCCCAGCAUUGAAAAAAUCGAAAUAUUUUCUUAUUUUAACUGGUUCAAUAAUUGGUUUUCACUUUUUACUAGCAACUGGAUUUAUGUUGUAUUUCUUCCAUGUUCCCGAUUCUCCAAGUAAAGUGCCUGUUGUUGUUCCUACUACUCCACCAUAAAGUUAGAUUAUAUAAACAUGUGAUGUAUGUAUAUAAUUUUAUUAGUACUUAUAUAGCACAAUGUAUUGUUAUUCACUUUGAAUGUGAUUUUUUGUAAGAUGUAUCCUAACUAGAACUGCAAUCCAAUAUUAUUAAAUUACUUAUGUACAAUAAAUAAUAUCCAAUAUUGAAAAAUA